This is a messenger RNA of Acytostelium subglobosum LB1, 1458 nucleotides long. RefSeq lists its product as hypothetical. The transcript is spliced from 2 exons. NCBI's taxonomy places the organism in Eukaryota, Evosea, Eumycetozoa, Acytosteliales, Acytosteliaceae. The record is from RefSeq and is a predicted model, not a curated record. The annotation marks the transcript as partial. Gene Ontology annotation, molecular function: ATP binding; protein kinase activity. Gene Ontology annotation, biological process: protein phosphorylation.
UUGGGUGAUGUAUUAAGUAGAUCAACAUUUGGUACAGUGUAUAAGGGUGUAGUUCGUGGUCAGAAUGUAGCAAUCAAAAGAUAUCCUAUUAAGUCGGUCGAUCAUAACGUCGAUGAACAAACAAUAGUGGAUGGAUUCUUGCGUGAAGCACACAUGCUGAGUCAAGUACGAUGUCCAAACAUCCUAUUGUUCAUGGGAUAUAGUCGCAACACAGAUAGUCUAUUCAUCAUCACCGAGUUGAUGACCAGUGGCAGCGUGCGAGACGUUGUGCGUCGCGACCCACGAGCAAUCGACGUUCACCGCGCACUUGCCAUCGCACGCGACAUUGCUGUGGCGCUUAGCUGGAUGCACACACAGACCACGCCGCUACUGCACCUUAACAUCAAACCGGCAAACAUCUUGGUGAAUCGCGACCUCACCGCGGCCAAGAUAUCAUCGUUCCGCACCAGCAAGCAAAAGCCAGUGGACGUGGCGUCGGACGGCCUGCUGACGGGCCAGGCCGGAUCGAUACCAUACAUGGCGCCAGAGAUGCUACUCAAUCAGCGAUACAACGAGAAGUGCGAUGUAUACUCUUGGGCCAUCACACUAUGGGAGAUGGCAACGGGCAAGGAGGCCUUUGGAGGCAUGUUCAACACACUGCCCGAGAUGCACGCCGCUGUCGCGGGUAAGGGAGUGCGACCUCCACUACUGGAAUGGUUCCCAUUCAGUCUCAAAGACUUGUUAUCAUCGUGUUGGGCACACGACCCAUCGCAACGACCCAGCUUCAGACAGAUCAUUGAUGAGCACAGACUGGAACAAGUGAUGGUCGAUCACGUACUGCAUCACGAUGUCAUCGCUCGACAGUUUUGGUCCAACAACUUCUUGGGCCGACGCGAUGUGUCUUGGGACACCUUCCUCCACACAUUCUCUAUAUACUUCCAUUUUAGUGUGCGCGAUCCCUCGCCUGCCAUCACGCAGCUCAUCCACUGUCUGAAGCUGGUCAUGGUGCCAGGCGAGCGUGUGAGCAUCGAGCAGUUUGGUCGGUUUGUCGCUUGGUUUGGACCCCUGGCCGUUGGAAAGGGCUCAGUGAUCUUGGAGCGAAUGUGGAAUACCUGUUGUUGGACUGAUGGGUUCCAGGGCGACAUGGCGACGGGCGAGGCCAUCAAUGCCAAACUGCUACACACACCAGGAAACUACUUGAUCAGAUUCAGUACCAGUGCAUUGGGACACUUUGCCGUAUCAUAUAUUAAUAAGAACAAACAGGUCAAUCAUGUAAAGGUGGAGUACGCCUUUGACAAAGGAUUCCAGUUCUCUGAUGAACGCGUGUUCCACCCAUCACUGGCCAAACUUGUUGCCACCAAGAAGUCAAUGUUCAAAUAUCCAAUCAUUGAAUCAAACUUUAACAUCAUCAAGAACACAUCAUAUCUGCAACAAAGUAAUGGUCCGGCAGUUUAUUGUGAUGUUCCAAUUCACAAGAAA